GUUGCCCAUGCGACUGUGAGGCGCACCGGCUCCAUAGACAGAAACAUCGCAUUAUGGCCUCGCUCUGAGCCUCCUGAUGCGACAGUUGUGUACAUACCUAACCGGCAAUCCGUCACCAUCGACGCCCUGAUCAUGGACCUCCAGUCCAGAGGCUUUUUUCGGGGCCAUCGGAGUUGUCAAUAGUACUCCCAAAGUACUAUAUUAUUUGAUUUUGAGCACUGUCACUUUUGCACGCCCGGGGAUUUAAACCGAGGUGACAGUAGUAGCACUCACCCCAUCUGCCGGUCAGCUAAGCUAGCUCGCUAAGUCCAUAGCCAAGAAGGGCAUCACUUUUCUUUUGGAGUAAAGGACAAGGAAACUACAACACCACUACUUUCAUUAACAGAAGACUGAUCAAAGGCUGAUUCCCCGAGUUCCCAUCUAACUACAUAUUCACUAUUGAUUGCUGGCUGGCCACACAAAGCCACUCUAAUGCAGAACCACAAAAGAACGUGAAAUGAACAAACCACCACAGCCUAUAGCGGGACCCACCUCCGUCCCAAACCCUUCCCCUUCCCCUGGAUUGACACAGGCCGCCUACGGUCCUGGACAACCCCCUUCUCUUGUCUUUGCCACCCCCCCACCUCAACAAAUGAACUCUGCACCGCAACCAAGACAGUUUGCUGCAGGCCCCCGUACUUUACACCAACAGGGGGGAUACAGAGCAUUACAGAGUUACUAUCAGAACCGACCAGCGAUGGCCGCGAGUGCUCCAAGGCUGCAGACGAGUAGUGGCCCCCGACCUGUCGGACCCACUCACGUCUACCCGCCCAACUCCCAGAUGAUGAUGAUUUCCCAGCAGCAGCUGUCUUUUGCUGGCUCCCCUCAGGGAUACUUCAUCCCCCCUGGACAGUACCGGGCCCCAUAUAUGCCUCCUACUCAGCAGUAUCCAGUGACCACCGGUACAGGAGGCUUCUACCCGGGAACUAGCCCUGCUGAAUACCCUGCUUAUGAGCCCUCUCUUGCUGCGAGGGAGAGGCGGGGUGGUGGGGGGAGAGGGGGCGGGCGAGAGAACGUCCGUCUCUCUCUCCACGGUGCUCCUCUCACCUCCCAGCGCUACCCUGCAGGAGCAUACUAUCCAGCGCAGCCACAGUACUCCCCAGCUGUCCAGCCGGCACCUGUCAUGAUAAACCCCGCCCAGCAACAGCAACAAGCCCCGCCUCCUCAGCAACCACAGGCACCGCCACAAGGGCCACCAAAGAGGGAACGCAAACCGGUAGUGUGUCUCAACAAAAGGGCAGCGCGCCUCUUGUCUGAGAUAAGGAUACGAGACCCCAACCAGGGUGGACGUGAUAUUACAGAGGAGAUCAUGUCGGGUGGAAGAUCCACCACCACACCGACCCCCCCACAGGCUUCCACAGCAGAAUCGAGUCCUGCACAGACAAACGGAGAAGUUACACAGCCUCCUACAGUGACUAGAAUAGAUGACAACACUGAGCCUCCUGUGAGUGCUGAAACCCCCCCACCUCCUGCCACAGCAGAAUCAGAGCCUGUGGAGGAAGACCAACAGGAAUCGGAUGACCAGAUGACACCGCCUGCUGAGUUAGCCGCACAAUCUGUAGCCCCUGCAGCCGCCGCUGAAGUGCCACCCCCAUUGAAAAAGGACCUGCCGUCUCCCUCCCCCCCCCCUGCAGCAGCAGUAGCAGAGCCUACUGCUGCUCCUGCUGAGGCCGAAAACACAGUUGAUACUAAAGUAAGUGACACGGUAGACGCUCCUGUCAGCCCUUCAGCAUCAUUAGCAGCAAAAGUGGCGCCUGUCAGGAAGGAAGAACCACAGGUUGCCCCAGCUCCUGCUGAGAAGGUACUAGAAAAGGAAGAAAAUAAAAUGGAGGAGGUGAAGAAAUCUGAGAAAGAGGAGCAGGUGGCCAGCUCUAAGUUGGAGCCUGCCGUUGAGCUUGCUGCAACAGUUACCCCCGAAAAAGAAGCAGAAGAAGAGACGGCUACAAAGACAGAAACAGAGGUCUCUUCACCUCCGCCCUCUGCAGAGGAACCUGCUGCUGCUCAGACUCAGAGCGCCGCCCCGAGCUCUGAACCUGCUGCUACUCAGACUCAGAGCGCCGCCCCGAGCUCUGAACCUGCUGCUGCUCAGACUCAGAGCACCGCCCCGAGCUCUGAACCUGCUGCUGCUCAGACUCAGAGCGUCGCCCCGAUCUCUGAACCUGCUGCUGCUGCUCAGACUCAGAGCGUCGCCCCGAUCUCUGAACCUGCUGCUGCGGCUCAGACUCAGAGCGUCGCCCCGAUCUCUGAACCUGCUGCUGCUGCUCAGACUCAGAGCGUCGCCCCGAUCUCUGAACCUGCUGCUGCUCAGACUCAGAGCGUCGCCCCAAGCUCUGAGCCUGAACCCACACCGGCUGAGGCAGCAGAGCCUCUCCUCUCCAACGGUCUUCCUCAGGACGCUGAGGAACUCGCUGAUGAUGUGGCAUUAACAGACACUACACCCCUUGACAAGCCUGAAGCGUCGCAAUCUCAGGAAUCCGCACCUGUGGCUAAAACGGCAAUGCCUGCCCAGGAGGAAGUAGAAAAGGAGGAGGAGAAGAAAGAGGAGGAGAGUAAGGAGACAAUUGAAGAUGCCCCUCCUGCCGCUGUAAGCUGCCCUACAGAGGAAUCUACUAUGCAAGCUGCAACGUCCGUACCAAAGAAGAGGAAGAACAUGAAGGAGCUCAACAAGAAGGAGGCCAUCGGAGACCUCCUGGACGCCUUCACAGAGGAGCAAGAAGCCAAGCCUGCUCCCGAACCCUCGUCCGCUCAGGCCGACCCGGCACCUGUUGCUCCGCCCGCGCCUCCUGCUGAAGUUGUGGAUGAAACUUGGGAGGAGAAGGAGGACAAGCAGAGCGAUAAACCUAAAACAAAGACUGAGCCAACUGAGGCGAAAUACCAGUACAAAGAAGAACAAUGGAAGCCGAUAGACCCAGAAGACAAGAAGCGGUACGACCGGGUGUUCCUUCUGGGCUUCCAGUUCAUCACCGCCAGUAUGAACAAACCUGACAACCUGCCCACCAUCAGUGACGUGGUCCUGGAAAAGGCAAACAAGACUCCGAUGCGGCCUCCUGACCCAGCUCGCAUGAUGAAUGUCGGUCCUGAUUUUACCCCCUCUUAUUUGGGGAACCUCGGAAGCAGACCGACGGGGGGACCCCGAGGCCCACCACCGGGCGGGUCGGGCCAGGGCGGGUCGGGCCACGGCGGGUCGGGCCACGUCGGGCCACGCCGCUCCCAGCAGGGUCCGAGGAAAGACACCAGGAAAAUCUUCACCAGCUUGUCCCUCGGGGAAGACAUACAGCUCAACAAGGCUGAGAAGGCCUGGAAACCCGGGGUAAAGAAGUCCACACAGAGCCACACCGAAGAGGUGGCCGAAGACGACGACCCCGAACAGGCGAAGACUGCCGAGCUGUUCAAGCGUCUGCGCAGUAUCCUCAACAAGCUCACCCCUCAGAAGUUUCAGGACCUGAUGAAACAAGUGCAGGAUCUGACGAUAGACACCGAGGAGAGGCUGAAGGGAACCAUUGACCUCAUCUUUGAGAAGGCCAUCUCAGAACCCAACUUCUCUGUGGCCUACGCCAACAUGUGCCGCUGCCUUAUGGGGUUGAAAGUCCCUGCCACAGACAAACCAGGAGUUUUAGUGAACUUCCGCAAACUGCUGCUCAACCGCUGCCAGAAAGAGUUUGAGAAGGACCAGGAUGACGAUGAAAUCUUUGAGAGGAAGCAAAAAGAAAUGGAGGUUGCCAAAGAAGGAGAGGAGCAAGAGCGCCUGAGAGUGGCGCUGCAGAACGCCAGAGACCAGGCCCGCCGCCGCUCAAUGGGUAACAUCAAGUUCAUCGGAGAGCUCUUCAAGCUGAAGAUGCUGACGGAGGCCAUCAUGCACGACUGCGUAGUGAAACUGCUGAAGAAUCAUGAUGAAGAGUCUCUGGAGUGUCUCUGCAGGCUGUUCUCCACCAUCGGCAAAGACCUGGACUUUGAGAAGGCCAAGCCUCGCAUGGAUCAGUAUUUCGCCCAGAUUGACAAGAUCAUCAAAGAGAAAAAGACUUCAUCCAGAAUCCGCUUCAUGUUACAAGACGUCUUGGACCUCCGAAGGAGUAACUGGGUGCCGCGUAGAGGAGAACAGGGGCCGAAAACCAUCGACCAGAUCCACAAGGAGGCAGAGCUGGAGGAGCAAAAGGAAAUGAUGAAAGUCCAGCAGAUUAUGUCCAGAGGAGGAGGAGGAGGAGGGGGUGGAGGUGGAGGAGGUGGUGGAGGCAGAAGGGACAUGGGAGGGAACAUGGGGGGCCGAGGCUCUCACCCACAGGGGGGCCGCGGGACCAGCCAGCCUCAGGAAGGGGGCUGGAUCUCGGUGCCCAUCUCCAAGAACAGACCCAUCGACACCAGCCUCCUCAGCAAGAUCACCAAGCCUGUUUCUCUGGACUUCAACAAUCAGCUGCUGGCUCCAGGGGGGAAAGGCAUGUGGGGCAGCUGGGGCAAAGGCAGCAGUGGAGGAACCGGAGCCAAACCAGCCAUCGGAGAGCCGGAGCCUGGUCGUCAAUCUACCAGCACCGUCAACCGUUUCUCAGCGCUGCAGCAGUCUGGCUCCGCGCCGUCUGCCACGGACUCUGAUCGCAGAGCUCCUCAGAGGUCAAGCUCGAGCCGUGAGCGUGGCGGGGAUCGCUUUGAACCAUCGGAUCGCAGCGAGGGACGGGGGGGUCGUGACGACAGCAGCAGUCGCAACCAAAUCAGCAAGAGGAGCUUCAGCAGAGAGUCUCAGGAGCGCGGCGGGAGGACCGGAGACCUGCGGUCGGCCACUGAGGCGGUGCGGCGCGUCGCCAGCAUGACUGACGACCGGGACCGAGGAAGCCGAGAUCGUGGUAGUCAGGAUCGAGGCAGUCGGGAUCGAGGCAGUCGGGAUCGAGGCAGUCGGGAUCGAGGCAGUCGGGAUCGAGGCAGUCGGGAUCGAGGCAGUGAAGACCGGGCCCCAAGCAAAGAGCUCCCAGUUAAGCGUGAGAGCGCACCCACUCCUCCUCCUACUAUUUCAAAACCUGCCUUGAGUGAAGAUGAGUUGCAGAAGAAGUCGAACGCAAUCAUCGAAGAAUACCUCCACAUUAAUGACUUGAAGGAGGCGUUGCAGUGCGUGACUGAACUCGGCUGUUCCUCGCUGCUCUACGUGUUCGUGCGGAGCGGCGUGGAGUCGACGCUGGAGCGCAGCACCAUCGCUCGACAGCACAUGGGCAUGUUGCUGCAGCAACUCAUAAAGGCCGGCGCACUGCCCACGGAGCAGUACUACAAAGGGUUAGAAGAGACCCUGGAGAUUGCUGAAGACAUGGCCAUAGAUAUACCUCACAUCUGGCUCUACCUGGCUGAACUCAUCACCCCCGUGCUCCAUGAGGGAGGCAUCCCUAUGGGACAGCUCUUCAGGGAGAUCUCUAAGCCUCUGGUGCCUCUGGGCCAGGCCGGCGUUCUGCUGAUACAGAUCCUCAAGCUGCUCUGCAAAGAAAUGACCCCUAAGAAGGUAGGGGCCAUGUGGACAGAGGGGGAUCUGAAGUGGAGUGAGUUCCUGCCCGAGGGCGACAACGUCGACGAGUUUGUCACCGAGCAGAAAAUGGAGUUCACCAUUGGAGAGGAGACGGAGGAGAAGAAAGACGAGGAGAAGGACUUCUUCACUGGAGAGGAGAUCAGCAAACAGCUGGACAGACUCAUCCAGGACAAAGCCAACAACCAGCGCGUCAGAGACUGGGUCGAGGCUAACUUGGACGACCAGCUGACCACUUCCAACCAGUUCAUACGAGCUUUGAUGACGUCAGUGUGUCAGUCUGCCAUCAUCUGUGACACCCCGUACCGGGUGGAUGCUAAGCAGAUCGGCCAGAGGGCCAGUCUGCUGCAGAGAUACCUGUGUGACGAGCAGAAGGAGCUGCAGGCGCUCUACGCCCUCCAGGCUCUGAUGGUGCACAUGGAGCAGCCAGCCAACCUGCUGCGGAUGUUCUUUGACGCCUUGUACGACGAGGACGUUAUCAAAGAGGAGGCCUUCUACAAAUGGGAAACCAGCAAAGACCCUGCGGAGCAAACAGGCAAAGGUGUGGCCUUAAAAUCAGUCACCGCCUUCUUCACCUGGCUCCGCGAGGCCGAGGAGGAGUCUGACAAAGAAUAAAAAGAGUGAACUGAAAGCUGCCGCCCCCCUUUGGCGACGACGUGGGGGCUCUGCAGGCGGCUGCAGAGAGUCAUGGACAUUAUUGCCAUAGAGGCAGACUCAAAUCAAUCCUCAAUGAGGAUAAAUCUUUAUUAUUUUUUCUUUUCUUUGAGGGAUGGACUCAGAAAACAAUCAUUUCUCUCUACCUUCCCUCUCUUGCUUCCUCAUUAUUCCCCCCACCUGCUUGUCACAGCAAGUGUCCUCAUCAAAUAAACUUGAAAACUGAUGCAGCAGGAUUGCUUGUUAACGAGGUGUGAAGUAUCUCACAUCAGAACUGUUUUCUCACAAUAAUACAAACCAACAGGCUGCUUUUUUAUGGUUCUAGAUCAUUCUAAUGCCUAACAUCCUAUCUGAUCUUUAAGAAUAACAGCAGGGCGUGUGGUGUAGUGGUUCCCUGAAACGUCAUGCCAUAAUGUGUGUUCAACCCAAACUCAGCUCUUAUGUCUUUGUCCCUUACUGGAGUGUGCAGCAUGACUGAAGUGUGUUUCUAUUAAUGAUACAGUGGACGAAACGUCGAUAGACAAAUGUACAUGAACUAAUCUUAAUUUGUUGGAUGGAGUUUUUAAAGCAAAGGUUGUCUAUUUUCUCUUCCUGUUUCGCAACAUGAACUUACAAAGGACAGAAACAUGGAGGACCGGUGUUGAUCUUUGACCUUCACUACUGGGGGGGGGGGGGGUAUUAAUGCUUUCUCUAAGCCAUCCUCUCCCAUCCCCAGUGGUGAGCCACACUGACUGACUUCUCAUCUUGACCUCUUCUAUACUUAAACCUGAGCUGUCGUAGAGGACUAAUGACCCAAUCACCCUUAAAACUUGAAAUCUACAGAUAAUUGACUUGAUGAAAAUAUAUAAAGUAAAAAAAAAAAAAACAGCAACACAGAAAUGAUCCGAAAGCCUUUUCUACAUCAAGUGGAAACUUAUUUCAGGAGCGUUCUGUAAAUAUAUAAUAAUAAUUAUAAAAAACUUCUUUUUUCAGUUUUAUUUUUCAGAAGCGAUGAAUUGCUGAUUUAAUUGCAGUGUAACCUUUUCCAACAGAAACCGCAGUUAUCCGGAUGCAGAGGUGCUUUAGAUAAUCCAUUGAUUAUUAGUUGUAUUGGAAUUUUGUAAAUAUUUUUUUGCUUUCUUUAUUUAAGAAAUUGCUUCUUUUGCAUCGGAAACUGGAAAGAUGAGGUAACAGAACAUUGCAAAUAAAGGACUUAUUGCUGAGAA
Gymnodraco acuticeps is the source of this 7392-nucleotide messenger RNA. RefSeq names its product eukaryotic translation initiation factor 4 gamma, 1a (gene eif4g1a). Gene Ontology annotation, molecular function: protein binding; translation initiation factor activity; mRNA binding. The record is from RefSeq and is a predicted model, not a curated record. Gene Ontology annotation, cellular component: eukaryotic translation initiation factor 4F complex. NCBI's taxonomy places the organism in Eukaryota, Metazoa, Chordata, Actinopteri, Perciformes, Bathydraconidae.